ACGUGACUCCUACCUGCAUGCUACAUACUGUGCACGCAGACAUUUGACAAGUUUUCUAGCAGCAGGAGGGCAGGUUAUGGAAGGAAGUCUAAGCAUGCAUCAGUUCCUCAAGUCAUCAGUGGCAAAAGGCAACAGGCUGGAUCCUGGUUGGAGACUGUGAGUUUGUCUGGUACAAUCUCAUUGAUUCUCAUUAUCUAUCAUGUAUACACUUUUUUUCUUAUCCUCUUUAAAACAACAACCAAUAAGUCUCUUCAGUUGCCAGGACCUCAAUCUCUUGCUUAAACAACUAGUGCAUUCUAUAGAAAAUGAAUUGUCGACAACUACAUCAAUGUGUAUUGUUUAUUUUUAGGUUGUGGACUGUUGUUCAGUGAUAGCAAAAUCAUCUUCACUAUUUUCAUUACAUAUUAUAUUCUAAACCAUUAACCAAUUCAUAUUUUACUCUAUCAAUAGCUAACACCAAAAGGAAUUAUCAAAAUUCAACAGAUCAGCUGCAAAGCCUUUAUCUGAUCUUUAGAAAUGAAUAAGGCAGGAAUGGCAGGGUUGCUAGGCUACUUAGUCCCGAACAUAGGAACUUUUAUAGAAAGUUAAACAGUGGUAUAAUUUUUACAGUUGUAUUUAAUCGACAUGGCUUUAAGUGUGCAUCCCUGCAGCUGUAAUCAUAAUGCAAAUGUUGUGUUAUUUAGGGGGAGAUAUGUCUAUAUGAGAUAAAAGUGACCCCAACACUCGUGUCUAUCUUAGUGUUUAUUUUAGGGACGUCUAUUCGUAGAUCUUCUUCCCCGGUAGUAUCAAGUGACACUGUGCACUUUCACCCAGAGUGAGACUCCCAGGCCCGAGGCUUAUGGAAACUCAUCAAGUAUGGCUAUUAAGUUGGCUGCUUUAUAAACCUAGUCCUCCAUUGUACCGACGCACUGCUGUUAAGGAGCCGGGUUCUUCUCUGUACAGUUAUGCUGCUCACGUAAUCGUGCAAAAGGUAUACUUGAGCUAUGGUGCUUUUCCCCCCUGUGUAUCCAUUCUAUGUAUUUAAGAAUGCUAGAUUAAAGAACCUUUUAGGUUUUACAUUUUAGGUAUUAAAGUUUCAAAUUCCCAGGUUGAAAGGAACAGUUACUUUCAAUUCUUUGUUAAAAGAAAUAAAAUGAAAUUGAGUGGCAGGCUGUGCAGAGUUGUGUUGGCUCAAUUGUAACUCUGGGUAUGUUUACAGCAGUCCAGACAGGUGGGAGCAGCACAUUGAGAGCAGGAUGAUGCAAAACAGUUUAAGUGAAUUGUGUUCUUCCCUGAAGGCUACUAAGAAGCGAAAUAUCAUCCUCUCCUCCUGCCACCCUCCUGACUCUCCAUCAUCCCUCGUGUAUCUCUCAAUUCGUCUCUCAUCUGAUCUGCAUGUUUACUAGAUGGAGUGAUUUCUCUCUCCAUCUGGGGAGAUUAGCUGUCCAAGGCUGUCCUUCUGCAUGCAAUAUAUAAGGAUGACAGCCGAGUUGGACUUCCGCACACUUUUGCACUCCCCACUGUCAGUCUCUCCUCUGUGGAACAAAAAAAACCCUUUGUUGUAAGAUGUUCUGCGGUGACUGUUAUUACGAUUUGGAAGCAGUGUGUCAGGGCUCAGUUCACUCCAAUGACAGCGUGUCCGACUCCAGCCCUCCUGCACCUGGUGUUCCAACUCAGGUGGUUCAACCAGUGCAGUCAGCCCAACAGGUGGAGCAUGUGUACUCUGGCCAGGUGCAGUAUGUAGACGGAGGAGGAGACGUGACUUUCACUACGUCCUCAAUUCGAUCGAGCAACUACCCUUUCUCCGACUCGCCCAUCUACUCCCAGACCCCUCCCUCCUCCUCCUCCUACUACGAGACCACGCCCAGCACUGAGACAGACAUCACUGGCCCUGUGACCUCGCAGUCGGUUUCUGUGGCAACAGGGGGAGGUGCAGGCGCAGGGGGCUAUGUCAUUCAGGGAGGUUAUAUGUUAGGAGGAGGAGCAGCAAGUGGUGGAGGACAGACUUUCACCAGCCCAAACUCUCGUGCGCCCCCCGCCACCGUGCAGUGGCUGUGUGAUAACUAUGAGGGGGCGGAGGGCGUGAGUUUACCUCGCUGCACCCUCUACUACCACUACCUGCUGCACUGCCAGGAGCAGAAACUGGAACCCGUUAAUGCUGCAUCCUUUGGUAAACUCAUCAGGUCUGUCUUCAUGGGACUGCGGACACGGAGAUUGGGGACUAGAGGAAACUCAAAGUACCACUACUAUGGUCUGAGGAUCAAAUCUGGUUCCCCACUGCUCAGACUGAUGGAUGAACAACAGCACAUGGCGAUGAGGCAGCAGCCUUUCUCACAGAAAAACAGGAUCAAGCCACUUCAUAAGGCGCAGGGGAUCACCAAUGGGUCAGGUGGGCUGGGUCAGCAGGCGGCGGCCCUCGAUAUUUCGGCGCAGGUGCAACAGUAUCAGCAGUUUCUGGAGCCGUCGAGGCCGCUGCCAGACUUUGUGGACAUCGAUCCGCAAGAUGGCAUCCUGCCCGACGGGAUCCUUUUCGAACACCUCCACUCCUUUCAGACUCUCUACAGAGAGCACUGUGAGGCCAUACUGGACGUGAUGGUCAACCUUCAGUUCACUCUCGUGGAGACACUGUGGAAAUCCUUCUGGCGGUUCAGCCAGAGCAGUGACACGGAAUCACUCAACCUGCACAAUGAGUCCGAGAAGCGUCUGCCCAAAUCGUGCCUGGUGGUGCUGUGUAAGUAUGAGCCGGUGCUGCGCUGGACGAAAGAGUGCGACAACCUGCUCUACCAGACCCUGGUGGAGAUCCUCAUCUCGGAUGUCCUGAGACCCAUCCCUAGUGCCUUAACUCAGGCCAUUCGCAACUUUGCCAAGAGUCUGGAGAAUUGGUUGACAGGCGCCAUGAUGAACAUCCCGGAAGAGAUGGUCCGUAUCAAGGUGGUGUGUGUGGGCUCCUUUUCCCAGACGCUGCGCCGCUACACCAGCCUGAACCACCUGGCCCAGGCAGCCCGGGCUGUCCUGCAGAACACAGCCCAGAUCAGCCAGAUGCUCUCGGACCUCAACCGGGUCGACUUCACGAACGUGCAGGAGCAGGCAUCCUGGGUGUGUCAGUGUGAGGACCGUGUGGUACAGCAGCUGGAGCAGGACUUUAAAACGACCCUGCAGCAGCAGAACUCUCUCGAGCAGUGGGCAACCUGGCUGGAGGGCGUCGUCUCUGAGGCCCUCAAGCCCUACGAGCACAACUCGGCCGCCCUGCCCAAGGCAGCCAAGGUCUUCCUGCUCAACUGGUCCUUCUAUAGCUCCAUGGUAAUCCGGGACCUGACUCUGCGCAGCGCCGCCAGCUUCGGCUCCUUUCACCUGAUCCGCUUGCUGUACGAUGAGUACAUGUACUACCUGAUAGAACACAGGGUGGCGCAGGCUAAAGGAGUGACACCCAUCGCGGUCAUGGGAGAAUUUGCCAGCAUGGUCAAGAGCCGAAUCUCUCGGGACCUGGAGAAAGAAGAGGAAGAGGAUGACGAAGACGAUGAGAGCGAGGACGAGGGCGGCGAUCUUGUGCUGCAGUCCAGCUCUCUGAGUGCGAUGGACGACGAGAAGGAGCCGAUGGAACCGCCUGCCAAGAUGUCCAGGACGUCUUUCAGUCUGCACACUCUGACCGACAGCACACAACCGUAGCCGCUCAUUUGGAGGGUUAUCUCUCGCUCACACACACACACGCACACACACACACACGCGCGCGCUUGCUUUGAGUUUAGCAUCUUGCCAUCCCGUCACUGCGCGUACGGUUCGGGUUUCACAAAUAGCUGAUGUUUGGUGUGUGUUGUCGUCCGGUGGUUCUUUAAUCGUGAAAAUUUGAAUGAGCCCUUUGCCAAUGAUGUACUUUUGUACUGCCGCCAUUCUUCUCCUCUUUGCCUUCUCCUGGUGUUUUACUGCCCUUCCCUCGUUCGCUGUGCCUUCCCUGUUCUCGCAGUGGCCUGUUGAUGCGCCUCCUGUUCUGCAUCAACUAUAACGUGCAUUGUCUUGAUUCCCUCGUGCCCCGCCUUAACCACUGAGCUGAGUGCUGUGGUAAGUGUUCUUUGUUGUACUCUAAAAAGUCUCCCACCUUGCCUUUAAAGCGGUGACUAUGCAGGGAAGCUGGACUUUAAUGAACAGAAAUGUGUGAACAACACAUUUCUUUUAUCUCAGAGUAGCAUCUGGAAUGAUACUUCAUUAUGAAUUAUGUUGGGAGAUUGAUGUUGAUUAACAGCUGUGUGUGGUUGUCAUAUUUUAUUUCAUUCUUAUUAUAUGGCCAAUUAACUGAUACCUUGUGCCUUUGAGAGAUUUCUAGGUGGAAAAAGCUUGUAUUCUAUAUAUUCUGUAUCAGUGGAUUAAUAAAUGAAAGUCCUGUGAAGUCGACUUGUCAUGAAUAUUUAGCUGCAAAAAAACUAGAUUUUAUCUAGUUUAUGGUUAUUCAUGAAAUCAUCCUUUUAUCAGCUCAUCAUCCAUUUAUUUAAAAAUUGUUCUCUCUAUUUUACAAUCAACCAAGCACACAACAGACUGACGAAUACAAAUACCUAAUCGUAUAUGCGGUGCAAGUUGAAUGGGCCACAGGACGAGUCAAGGACAAAGAUAUCCCAGCCAUCAGCAGCCCUCACUACGCUGUAUCUACGGCAACAUCUGUACCAGCCAUAGCCAUCUACAGGUUUUGUAAAAGUAAAUAUGUACUUCUGAGGUGUUACUGUUUAACAUUUUGUAGAUAACCCCAUCUUAUGUACCUUUUGUGAACAUUG
Messenger RNA from Pungitius pungitius (ninespine stickleback), 4739 nucleotides. RefSeq names its product regulatory factor X, 1b (influences HLA class II expression) (gene rfx1b). Gene Ontology annotation, molecular function: RNA polymerase II cis-regulatory region sequence-specific DNA binding; DNA-binding transcription factor activity, RNA polymerase II-specific. The coding region runs from base 1546 to 3645 and encodes 699 amino acids. Gene Ontology annotation, biological process: regulation of transcription by RNA polymerase II. The transcript is spliced from 16 exons. NCBI's taxonomy places the organism in Eukaryota, Metazoa, Chordata, Actinopteri, Perciformes, Gasterosteidae. The record is from RefSeq and is a predicted model, not a curated record. Gene Ontology annotation, cellular component: nucleus.